Molecule: messenger RNA, 3681 nt
Organism: Physcomitrium patens
Lineage: Eukaryota; Viridiplantae; Streptophyta; Bryopsida; Funariales; Funariaceae
Molecular function (GO): protein binding
Source: RefSeq, a predicted model, not a curated record
UGGCAAUGUAGAAGAUUGUUGCAAGGGUUUGCUUGGGUGACUGAGCGGAGGAGCUGGAUUUGCUGGAGACCUCGCCCAAGUAGAUGAUGACAACUGACUGGCUGGGUGAUGAGAGGGAGGUGGCCAACAAAGUGGCUGAACCAGGGAAAAAGGUGUCUCCCCUGAAGCUCCAGAGAGUGAAAUGCCCACAGCCUGGGCGUAGAGGUGCCUUGAUGGUAGAGGUGCCUUGAUGGUGUAAAUUUAGCUUACCGAAAAAUUGGGGCGAUUGAGAUUAAUCCCUGACCAGCAGGCAGAAAAGCGUACGAGCCACGACGGAGGGGGUCGGUGAUUGCUGCCUCUGCAGAUCGACAGUUUGCUUGUCAUGAUGCUAUGCACAGCAACGAGAUGGCUCAGACGUUUUCGUGAAAUGGAGGUGUAAGGUUGUGUGUAAGUCAUGGGUGUAGGCCUCGGGGACAGAUGUUGACGAGUUGUUUCGAAUGUUGGAGCCUUCGGGAGCUGAAGGUUGUGGGGUCGGGGGAGUGUAAUGCCCGAAGUGCAGGAAGGAAGAGCUGCGGACUGCCAUAGAGGACUUCGACAGAGCAAGCGUAGAACCUGAUGCGCCUGAAGAUUUCUGAGAGUUACCGAGGCGGUUACCUCUGAAGCAUGUUUAUCUCUCAGGAUCUUGUGUAACACAGACGGCAGCUUUGAUUUAAUAUGUUUUCAGCGGACGCUCCCAUCUGAGCCCGAGACUAAAGCUCUUAUUCGACCAAGAAAUCAUCAGUACCGAAGGGCAUUUUAUUACGUUGGAAGUGGGUCUUUAGUUGUUGAUAAUGUUGUCUUCAUAUCCCUUGUAGCAGGCACUGGAAAUGCUCUUUCAUGGGAAGACAUUCAAGCAAGGAGAAGGUUUAAGAUUUCUUUCGCCUUGAGGUUGUUUCAGGGCCCUGCAUCUACGGUGGAUGGCUCUUGAAAGCGGCUGAAGGUCGAAGCAGCGAGUAGAGCACAAUGGGGAAAUCAAACAAGCCUACUAAGUGGUUCAAAGCUGUGAAGAAGGCCUUCCGGUCACCAUCCAAGGAGAGACCGCAUACUUCAGAUCAGGAUACGAUUGAUGCUAAUGAUCAAAAACUCCUCGCCAAGCAUGACAUCUCACUGACAUCUCACCAAGUGCUAACGCCUCAUCCACUCCCAUCGUAUGAAAUUGUCACUCAAGACGAGGUUGGGGUUGAGCAGAGCCGAGGGCAACCACUGCCCACGCCAGAAGCUGUGGAUUCUAUUAUUUCUCUUAAACUUCAGGAAAAAGAAUCAGAAAAUUUGGUACGAGUGGAGGAUAACACAGAAGUUCACAAACAACAGGAUGACGAUGAUGACAGCUCUUUGAGUGAAGAAGAAGAGGCAGCUCUUAGGAUUCAGCAACGCUUUUCGGAACCCUUGGCGUUGAACGGAUUAAUAAAACUUCAAGCAUUGGUCCGAGGACAUCAAGUGCGUAGACAAGCAUCCACGACACUUCAAACGAUGGAAGCUAUUGUCCGUGUCCAAUCUGUCUAUCGAGGACGGCUUGUUCGAAAGUCGAAGGAUGGUCGGGCUGUGCGAAGCAGGAUAUCAAAGCGGCGACGACUCAGUACUCGGGGUGGCUUACAUGGGACUGUAAGUAGAUGCGAAUUACCAGCUGAACAGCCCCAGACAAGCGGACGUGAAGAUGAAACGUUCAAACAGAAACGACCCACGGGGAGUCUCCUAACUGAGCAGUUGAAGAGGAGUGCUCCGAACCAAGGUUCAUUGUUCAUUGACUGUGACCCAAGCCAACCUCACUGGGGUUGGACAUGGCUGGAGCUAUGGUCCAAUGCCAGGUCAUGGGAGAUACGCAAUGCUGAGGAGCCAAAAAGUUUUAAGAAUUCAAAAGAAACGUCAAAAGAUUCCAAGGAUUCAAAAGACUUCAUAGAAAUCAUCCCAUCGCGGAAGAACUCGAAGGUAUACACUACAAAGGAGGUGGACGUGAACACCCUUAAAGUGAAGAGUAAUGAGGACUGCAUCUCUAGCCCCACUCCUGCGAAGUCCAGAUCCCCUUCAAGCCCCUUGCCUGAGAAGAAGGAGUCUGCCCAAGGUCCUAGUCCCAUCCCUGAAAAGAAGGAGUCUUCCCGAGGCCUCAGUCCCUUGCUUGAGAAGAAGGAUCCAGCCAGUGUCAAAUCCUCGAAUAUCUUAUCCGAGAAGAAAGAAUCUGGUCGAGUUUCAAGCCACACUCACGAGAAAAAGAAACCCAUCGGGCCUUCAAGCCCUUUCUCUGAGAAGAAGGAUUCUACACGAUCAUCUCCAUGCCCUGCGUCCGAGAAAAAAGAAACUACUGACAGAUCGUCAACCCAGUUGUUCUCCUUGCCCGAGAAAAAAGAGCCUAGAUGUGCUGGAGUAGAAUGCCGUGCACCGACGCCUGUUCCAUUACCUCUUCCUCCCACAUCGUCUCCAACUUCACACACGCAUCGCGCAAAUGUCAAACCACCGCCCAUUGAAGUGCCUACUCAUCCAAGCUUGGAAGAAGACAGACCCUCACAGUUCUCGGGGCCAAGAACUCCUCAAGAAACUAAGAAAGCACCCCCAUCUCCAGUAUCCUCAGACACUGAAUCAAUGCAUUUACAGCCUUCGCCACAAGCGAUGAAUGCAUCGCUUCAUGUCCCCGGAAGGUCAGAAGGUCUGAAUUCCGCAGAAGAUGAUCUAGCUGUGACUAUGGAGCAUUUGGUCUUACCAGAAGCGCACAGCUAUGACGAAGGGGACACUAAUGAAGCGACGAAUGGAGCGUUGAAUGGAGAAGACCACAGCGACUGUCUGUCCGCUUCGAAUGGUGCACAUCAACUUGUGGAAGGCACACCAAGCGUCAAGGGCUCAGUCUCAGACGUCAUCAAUGGACACCCCAAUAGUGGACACCAGGAAAACGUUGACAGCAAAGUGAAGAAAGGAGAGAAGGUCGGCGAAAACGGAGAUAGCCCCAUCCCAAGCAAGCGACCGACAUGCCGCUAUAUGGCUGCAACUGAGUCUGCCAAGGCUAAGUUUCGGUCAUCCAGCAAUCCGAAGACAAGAAAUUCUGACACCCCAGAAUCCCCUGCCAAGACGCCGAAGCGUUAUUCUAUUGGGGGUACGCCUCCGAGCAAGGGAACCGAUUCUCCCAAGACCACCUUCGUCACAAAGAAGGCCCACUCGUUCCAGAACCGAGGGAGUCCAAGUCCCAAAGCAGGAAAUUCGAAAGAGAAGCCAUCUCGGGGCGUGGAGACCGGAGCUGAGUCGCCUGCCCGCAGAAAUUCAUUUGGAGGAGGAGCCACGAGGUGGAGAACCUGAUCGGUAUGAAGAAGCACCGAUGGCAAAUGUUGAGUAUGUGAUUCUCCGUCCCUUCGAUUAAUGUGAUCGUGUAGUUGUUGCAAACGCAUAAGGAACUUUGAUUCGGUUCAAGUAUUGUCGUAGCCGUAGCAUGCAAUUAGUGGGAUCCUUUCGAGUAGUUUAUGUACGAAGAAUUUAAUAGCGGUAACUAGAUUAUGUGCACGUGGAACUAAAAAUUUGUGUGUGGGGCUAUCUUCUCUUUAAUUUUGAGUCCCCUUGUGACUUCGCUGACAAUGCCCAGAAUUAUUAGGUUGGGGACCAUUCACUAGCAGUUCUUGUGGUUACUGCAUCAUUUUGUUUGGCCUAGAGCCUCUUCUGAGUAAAGUCUACAAUGCUUUUCCCAUU